Messenger RNA from Olea europaea var. sylvestris, 731 nucleotides. Its product is annotated as leucine aminopeptidase 2, chloroplastic-like. Gene Ontology annotation, biological process: proteolysis. Gene Ontology annotation, molecular function: manganese ion binding; metalloaminopeptidase activity. The transcript has 3 exons. Gene Ontology annotation, cellular component: cytoplasm. The coding region runs from base 105 to 473 and encodes 122 amino acids. The record is from RefSeq and is a predicted model, not a curated record. NCBI's taxonomy places the organism in Eukaryota, Viridiplantae, Streptophyta, Magnoliopsida, Lamiales, Oleaceae.
AACUUGUGGUAUGAAAACAAUGUCGAAGAUAUCAGUAUUAGAGAAUUGCAUUGUGAUAUAUUAGGACCAAGAAGGAUGAAUCUUGAAGCAGAUAUGUGGAGGGAAUGAGAAUGUGUGUUUUUACACCCAGUGAUGAGUUGGCACUAGAGGUACUUACGGCUUCAGAGAUCACUGGGGAGAAACUUUGGAGGAUGCCCAUGGAGGAAAGUUAUUGGGAGUCCAUGAAAUCAGGAGUGGCUGAUAUGGUGAACACUGGUGCUCAUCAAGGUGAUGCUAUCAAUGCUGCUCUUUUCUUGAAGCAGUUCGUUGAUAAGGAAGUUCAGUGGAUGCAUAUUGAUAUGGUUGGCCCUGUUUGGAAUUAUAGAAGUGACAGCGCAACUGGAUUUGGUGUUGCAACGCUUGUCGAAUGGGUGCUAUCCCACUCUCCCUUUGCUUUAAUUUACAUGCCUCACAUAAAAUGCAAUAUUAUAUAACCUGAAAUAGACUCCAGGAUAUUAUGGAUAAUUCUUGGGAUGUGUGGAAUGAUAUGAAUAAGAACCCUGCUACAUGUACAUGGGAUUUCGCCAAGGUUCAUUGUCAGGGCCGCUCGUUUCAUUGGCAGUUGACCAAAAAAUAAAAUAAAAACAACACAUACAGUCUGGCAAAAAAAAUUCUCUAAAUAAAGUUGGUUUUGGAAGAAAUGAAGCCAUUUCAUGUUUGUGGCUUCUUCAACAUUCUUCUUUUACGUUUCA